UGUCAUUUAAAAUUACGAGUAACCGCCACAUCCCGAUAAUGAUCCGACCUUGCCUUUUCGUGCUCGCGGUCGUCGUCGUCGCCAGCGGCGCGCAGAGACCAUCAUGCCAGAGUCCCGUCUACUGCCAGGGCGACCUGCUGCACGUCGUGCAGACCGCGAAAAUUUUCAACGACUCGAAAACGUUCGUCGACAUGUCGAUGAAGAACAACCUCAACGUCACGCUAACCAACUUCGACAUCCUGAUGAGGAAAACAAAUCGGAGACCGAGCAAGGCGCAGAUCGAGGAGUUCGUUUACCAAAACUUCCAAAUGAUCGGCGAGAUGGAGGACUUUUAUCCGCGCGACUUUCGUCCGGAGCCGAAGAUCGUCCGCGAGAUAGAUGACAAACAGAUCCGGAUGUUUUUGACGCAGAUUGUCGGAAUCUGGCCCCAGCUGACGCGGAAGAUAUCGCACCACGUGUUCGAGCAUCCGGAAACGUUUUCCCUGAUUCCGGUGCGGAACGCAUUCAUAAUUCCCGGCGGACGGUUCCGGGAAUUCUACUACUGGGACUCAUAUUGGAUCCUCAAGGGCCUGUUGCUGAGUGACAUGAAAGAGACUGCGAAAGGGGUGAUCGACAAUUUUUUGUACAUGGUCGACACGUACGGCUUCAUCCCGAACGGGGGGCGCAUCUACUACCUCAAUAGGUCGCAGCCGCCCGUACUUACGCUGAUGAUGAAAGACUACGUACACUAUACGAAAGAUUUCGAGUUCCUGCGCAGCAACGUCAAAGUGCUGGAGCGCGAGCUGCGCUUUUGGCUGACGAAGAGGGUGUCGCCGGUCCAAAAAAACGGCGACGAGUAUUUUUUGGCGCGGUUCGACUCGGAAAGCGACACGCCCCGUCCCGAGUCGUACCUCGAGGAUUUAGAGACGUGCGCCGUGUACGAGAAUAACACGGAAGAUUUGCACGACUGUUACGCGGACAUCAAGAGCGGCGCGGAGAGCGGCUGGGACUUCACGUCGCGCUGGAUCUUUAACGGCAACGGCGAUCCAGACGGCGACCUGUCCAAAAUAUCGACGAGACGCAACGUACCCGUGUGUCUUAACUCGUUUCUGUACAAGUCAUUUGUUUGCAUGCACUACUUUUACGUCGUGCUGCGGGAACCUACGGACGCGCGCUACUGGCUUGAUCUGGCGGAGAAAUGGCGACACAGCAUCGAACAGGUGCUCUACCACGAUGAGGACGGAAUAUGGUACGACUACGACGCGAAACUAAACAGGCCACGAAAGUAUUUUGCGGCUAGCAAUUUCGCCCCCUUGUGGGCAGAUGCGGUCGCAGCGGACAUUAAAAGCGAAAGGGGCAACAAGGCAGUGCGUUAUUUGAAACGGUACGGCGGUCUCGAUUUUCACGGGGUGCCGUCAACGUUGCUGCCGUCAGGCCUCCAGUGGGACUUUCCUAACGCGUGGGCACCUUAUCAGAACAUUGUGAUCUUCGGGUUGGCCCGGUCCGGAGACGACGAGGCGGCCGAGUUUGCGAAAAUGCUUGCGAAACGCUGGGUCCAUUCAAAUGUCAAGGCGUUCGUUGAGAAUAAGGUUAUGUUCGAGAAGUAUGAUUCGGUGACGAGCGGUCAAUUCGGGGGCGGCGGCGAGUAUCACAUUCAAUCGGGAUUCGGGUGGACAAAUGGAGGCAUUAUGGAAAUUAUCGAUCACUAUUUUCGGGUCAAGAGGAGGAAACACGUUGGGCUAGAGAGAUGAAUUGUUUGUUUUCUUAAAGCGUCAAAUUGUCGGCAAAAUAUCAGU
Messenger RNA from Cylas formicarius (sweet potato weevil), 1775 nucleotides. Its product is annotated as trehalase-like. Gene Ontology annotation, molecular function: alpha,alpha-trehalase activity. Bases 39 to 1730 code for a protein of 563 amino acids. The transcript is spliced from 5 exons. Gene Ontology annotation, biological process: trehalose catabolic process. The record is from RefSeq and is a predicted model, not a curated record. NCBI's taxonomy places the organism in Eukaryota, Metazoa, Arthropoda, Insecta, Coleoptera, Brentidae.